AUGGGAGUCCACAUGGAUAGCCAUACUUACAUGACAUAUUUGUUAUUUCUCAAUGAAAGAGAUGAGAGAAGUUCAUUCUUUUUAAGACUAUUUUGGUAUAAAUAUAACGACACUGAGUAUAGUGACAUUUUCAUCACAUUCCAUUGGUGGUCGGAUUGGGUUUAUUAUGCCGCACUUUGCUUAAAUCAAAAUGUAUUAAGAAGUGUAUCAGCUUCUAGUCCACAGCCACACCUAGAAGCUUUAAAAUUCGGCAUUUCGGUGACCAACCAAGCACAAGGCCAAAUCAAAAGGUCAGCAAGGCACGCACUUAUAGUCGAUGAAGCCGACACGUGCUGGAACGGAGACCGCGAU
Messenger RNA from Brenthis ino (lesser marbled fritillary), 351 nucleotides. The record is from the annotation of a GenBank genome assembly. NCBI's taxonomy places the organism in Eukaryota, Metazoa, Arthropoda, Insecta, Lepidoptera, Nymphalidae.